CUCCAUUAGAAACCUAAUUCAAAUAGGAAACAUCUGCAUUAUAUCAUAAUAUCUAUAUAUACAUAUACCCUCCAUCCUAUACUCUCUAUAUACACUAUUAACAUCGUGAAUUUUCAACAAGAAAGAUAGAGAAAGAGAGAGAUGGGGUCUGCGGCGUCUACCUUAGCAGAAUUACCGUCGGAGUUGAUCUUCGAGAUUCUAAGCCGAACGUCGUUGGAAACCCUAGAACGAUGCAAGGCGGUUUCAAAGAGUUGGAAGCAGAUAAUAUAUGAAUCCACUUUUCUCCCUCUCCACUGUCAAAGAACAAAUUCCCUUUUCGGCUAUUUCUUCCAAGACGUCAGACCCUUUAAUAAAUUUCAGUCGGCAUUGGUAUCCUCCGGCCCCGGUGCCGCUGCUGCUGCCGCCAUCAACAGAACUUGGAAGCUCGACUACAUGAAGAUCCUAGCCUCGUGCGAUCAAGGGAUUCUUUGCUGCGAGAGAGUAGUUCAAUUUUGCGACUGCGAGAGAGAAGAUUGCUGCAACUGCAAGCGAUUCUUCGCUUGCAAACCCGCCACCAGCCAGUGGCAGGGUCUGCCCAAUCCCAAGCUCCGCUACGAGACCGACACCGUCGCCAUCGUCGUCGUUCGAUCCACCCCUCUCCGAUACAUCAUCGCUAGUUUGUACAACUCCGGAAUCAUGCAGCAUAACUGCGAUAUAUUCGAUUCGGAGAAGUGGGCGUGGGAGAGGAUCGAGUGCGCGGCUCCCUACGGCGAGAUCGUGGAAUCCUGCCGCCCUGCCAUCACCACCGCCGGCCGAUUUUUCCACUGGCUCACCGUCAGCGGCAACGUGCUGACGCUGGACGUGAAGAGGAGGAGCUUCCGGUGCUCCCCGCUGCCGUGCGACCCCGCCUGCAAAUCGAAGGUGCUGGUGGAGUACGAGGGAGGGUUAGGGUUUGUGUGUGUGGUUGAAGAAGGAGACAGGAGAGAGAUGGAGGUGUGGGCCGGGGCCGAGAGGAAGAUGGUGGUGGACAUGAGAGGUAUCGAAAGAGCUCUGAAGUGGGCGUGGGAGAGGAUCGAGUGCGCGGCUCCCUACGGCGAGAUCGUGGAAUCCUGCCGCCGGGCCAUCACCACCGCCGGCCGAUUUUUCCACUGGCUCACCGUUAGCGGCAACGUGCUGACGCUGGACGUGAAGAGGAGGAGCUUCCGGUGCUCCCCGCUGCCGUGCGACCCCGCCUGCAAAUCGAAGGUGCUGGUGGAGUACGAGGGAGGGUUAGGGUUUGUGUGUGUGGUUGAAGAAGGAGACAGGAGAGAGAUGGAGGUGUGGGCCGGGGCCGAGAGGAAGAUGGUGGUGGACAUGAGAGGUGUCGAAAGAGCUCUGAAGCAUGCGCAGCCGGUGGAGUUGUGCAGCAGCACUGUAGUUUUCUUGAGGUCCGCGGACGGAGGAGGGUUUUAUAAUAUUCAAAACGACAGUUUUAGUAGAGUGGAGGUUCCUUAUGAGCUCAGAAAUCCGAAACAAGUUUUCCGGUUUAGAUCAGAUUGGGAGAUUGUUGAUCUUAAAGGUGGUCCACGGCGUGCGUUCGAACCGAAUAGUCCAACAAACGAUAAGAUUAUUUCGAGUGAACCAAAUAGUCCAACAAACGAUAAUAUUAGUUGGAGUGAGUUGACCCGACUCCAAAAGGCUCUGUUUUAUUUGGUCAUAGGUGGAGUAUGUUUCAGUAGUUGGAAUAGUCCAACAAACGAUAAGAUUAUUUCGAGUGAACCGAAUAGUCCAACAAACGAUAAGAUUAUUUCGAGUGAACCGAAUAGUCCAACAAACGAUAAUAUUAGUUGGAGUGAGUUGACCCGACUCGAAAAGGGUCUGUUUUAUUUGGUCAUAGGUGGAGUAUGUUUCAGUCGCUGGUAUAGUAGCUGAGGUCUUUAGUUUUAUAUGUUUUGUUUUUCUAAAUUGGAUUAUCGUUAUACUUUUUCAACCAUUAGUCAUUAUUAAACCUUUUCUUCUUACAACAAA
Molecule: messenger RNA, 1986 nt
Organism: Salvia miltiorrhiza (redroot sage)
Lineage: Eukaryota; Viridiplantae; Streptophyta; Magnoliopsida; Lamiales; Lamiaceae
Exons: 1
Coding region: 142-1890 (582 amino acids)
Molecular function (GO): protein binding
Source: RefSeq, a predicted model, not a curated record